UCCAAACACUUGAUAUAAUAAUAUAAGAGCCACACUACUGCUAGCCUAAAGUCAAAAUCUAUCAUCACCAAAAAUGAGGUCCUCUAUUAUUUUGUCAUUUCUUUUAGUGCUCACAUACUUCUCCACCUCUACCCAUGCCGCCAGAUUUGACAUCACAAACAGAUGUUCCUACACCGUCUGGGCUGCUGCCGUGCCCGGCGGUGGAAGGCAGCUAAACCCCGGCCAGUCAUGGGCCCUUGACGUGAAUGCGGGCACCAAAGGAGCUCGGAUAUGGGCUCGAACAGGUUGUAAUUUCGAUGGGGCAGGAAAUGGCAGGUGCCAGACUGGCGACUGCGGUGGCAAACUCAAUUGUCAGAGCUAUGGACAGCCUCCCAACACGUUGGCCGAGUACGCGCUCAACCAAUUCAACAACUUAGAUUUCUUUGACAUCUCCCUGGUCGACGGAUUCAAUGUCCCCAUGGACUUCAGCCCCACAUCGCGCCAGUGCAGCCGAGGGAUCAGGUGUACGGCAGACAUAAACGGCCAAUGUCCUGGUCAAUUGAGGGCACCAGGAGGCUGCAACAACCCAUGUACUGUCUUUAAAACCGAUCAGUAUUGUUGUAACUCCGGUAAUUGUGGUGCCACAGAUCUUUCGAGGUUCUUUAAGACACGAUGCCCUGAUGCUUAUAGUUACCCUAAGGAUGAUCAAACCAGUACUUUUACAUGCCCUGGUGGAACUAACUAUAAGGUUGUCUUCUGUGCUUGAAUUAGUGAUGGUAUACGUCGCCACGCAAAGCUUUUGUAAUAAUAUUGUGUUUUAUGUUAUGUAGAAUAAAAGCACAUACAUAUAUUAGUGUGUGUUUACUUCGUUGGCAUACUCAGGUGUGAUGAAAGUUUAUUAUGUACGUGUCGAUCAUUCCUAUAUAAUAAUAUAAACUUAAUUAUGUCUUU
Messenger RNA from Cannabis sativa, 930 nucleotides. Its product is annotated as protein P21. The coding region runs from base 74 to 745 and encodes 223 amino acids. The record is from RefSeq and is a predicted model, not a curated record. Lineage: Eukaryota; Viridiplantae; Streptophyta; Magnoliopsida; Rosales; Cannabaceae. The transcript has a single exon. Gene Ontology annotation, cellular component: extracellular region. Gene Ontology annotation, biological process: defense response.